Molecule: messenger RNA, 2086 nt
Organism: Westerdykella ornata
Lineage: Eukaryota; Fungi; Ascomycota; Dothideomycetes; Pleosporales; Sporormiaceae
Exons: 1
Coding region: 388-2001 (537 amino acids)
Biological process (GO): amino acid transmembrane transport
Cellular component (GO): membrane
Molecular function (GO): amino acid transmembrane transporter activity
Source: RefSeq, a predicted model, not a curated record
CUCACCCAAGACCGGGAUACUGCCCCAGGAUGACAGCAAGUAUCCCCAAUAUCUCAUCACCGCGCUGUGGCUUCAGCUCGGUUUCGCUGUGACCUCCAACAACUCCUACCGUCAGCAAAAAGAAAAGAAUUGCUCUGUUGCUUGUCCAUCAUGGCGUUCUGCUGGACACAGUCCAGCCCUAGUAUCGCGCAAUCCGCCGAAGAAUGGCAUCAUGGCCAUCUGUUCAGGGCUGGUACGCUGAUGCCAAGCCGACCCAACCGUGGCCCUGGGGAUCGCUUAUCUGAUGUACCACGUUAUAUAACACCUGCAGCAUCUUCUUCUACCUACACAGCAGGUCCCUGUCCAUCCUAUCCAGCUGCUUUUUUUCGGGGCAGCUGAACCUUCACCAUGGCCUUGGACGACACGAAAGGAGGGCCCGCAACAGCCUCGCCAACCGCAAGCUUGAGCAACGACCAUGACUUCGACCGCAUGGAUCCGAGCGGUGUCAAGCGCGGCCUCAAGACCCGUCAUCUCUCCAUGAUGGCCCUGGCUGGCAUCAUCGGUCCCGGUAUCCUCGUGGGAACCGGAGGCGCCCUUGCCAAUGGCGGUCCCGCCUCUCUGCUCAUCGGCUUUGGCAUCAUUGGAAUCAUCGCCUUCAGCGUGACCCAGUCCCUGGGCGAAAUGACCACCCUGUAUCCCACCGGAGGCGCCUUUGUUACGCUGUCGGAUCGCUUCGUCGACCAGGCCUUUGCUGUCGCCGUGGGCUGGCAAUACUGGCUCGUCUGGGCCUGCGUUCUGGCAAACGAAUACAACGUCAUCUCCUCGCUCCUCGUCUUCUGGAGCGACAAGGUCCCGGUCUACGGCUAUUUCCUCAUCUUUUGGUUUGCCUUCUUGGCUUUUCAGAUGUUGGGUGUCGAGUCGUUUGGUGAGGCAGAAUUUUGGCUGGCCCUGCUGAAGAUUGGCGGCCUACUCGCCUACUUCCUCUUCUCCAUCAUCUACGCCUCCGGAGGCUUGAUUGGGCAGAAGGAGGCGCUUGGGUUCCGAUAUUGGCACGAUCCCGGUCCGUGGGCAAAUGGUUUCCGCGGGGUAGCCCAGGUCUUUGUCUUUGCGUCCACUUUCUAUGCUGGAGUCGAGGCUGUUGCGGUCGCUGCGACGGAGACGAGGAAUCCUAGCGUUGCCGUUCCGAGAGCCAUCAGACAGGUUAUCUGGCGCAUCCUGUUCGUGUACAUGGGAGUGGCCUUCUUCUUCGGGCUCACAUGUCCCUCCAACGCAGACGGGCUAGCCAACGGAGCCAGCCGCGCACUCAGGAGCCCCAUGACAAUUGCGAUCCAGAAUGCUGGCUGGGAAGGCGGUGUGCACCUCAUCAAUGCCUUCAUCUUCGUCACCGUCUUGAGCGCUGCCAACAGCUCCAUCUAUAUCGGAUCUCGCACCAUUCUUUUCAUGGCCCAGGAACGCAUGGCCCCCAGCUUCCUUGGGAAGACGAACAGCCGUGGCGUGCCCGUCUACGCAGUCAUCUUCACCAAUCUCUUUGGCUUCCUUUCCUUGAUGAACAUCAGCACGGGAGGCGGCAAGGCCUACUCGUACAUCAUCAACCUGAGCGGCGUCUCCACCUUCCUGGUUUGGGGCGCCAUCUCCUUCACUCACAUCCGAUUCCGCCAAGCUUGGGCCGCGCAGGGAAGAGCACCGGACCAGCUCCCCUUCCAGUCGCUUGCCUACCCUUGGAACGCGUAUUUUGGUGUCUUUGCAAACGUGUUCCUCGCUCUGGUCCAAGGCUGGACGACCUUGAGUCCCUUUGAUGCGGGCACGUUCGUUGACGCCUACAUCCUGCUCCCCCUGUUUGGCGUCAUCUACCUUGGCUACAAAUUCUGGUUCAAGACCAGGUUCUGGAGAAGCCACGAGGUCGACCUGGAUGCUGGGAUGCGGAAGGAUUUGGAUGCAAAGGACAAGUACUUGCACAGCGAGGACGGGGAGAGGGUGCCCGCGAGGAAGAGCUUUUGGAAACGGUUACUGGAAAACUUGUAGACUGCAUACCAACGCGAGAGCAAUAUACCCCCGUUAUGUGUUGUCCUGCAGAGAGGAAUUCAGAUACAAAUGUUUAAACCCAUGC